ACGUGAUGAGGUCAAGGCAGCACGUACAGCGUGAGUGCGUCACCACCGCCGGUUGGAUCGAGAGCCCGGGGCCCGGGGACUGACCGAAGGAGAGGCCCCGCGGCGGAGGCUCGGGCCCGGGGGACUGACCGAAGGAGAGGCCCCGCGGCGGAGGCUCGGGCCCGGGGGACUGACCGAAGGAGAGGCCCCGCGGCGGAGGCUCGGGCCCGGGGGACUGACCGAAGGAGAGGCCCCGCGGCGGAGGCUCGGGCCCGGGGGACUGACCGAAGGAGAGGCCCCGCGGCGGCGGCGGGGAGUCCGCGCUGUGGGAGUGAGUGUGGGUGUGAGCGGGAGCGGGGGCAGGCCCCAGGCCCCGGGCCCCAGGCCCCGCCAUGCUGAAGUGUAUCCCGCUGUGGCGGUGUAACCGACAUAUCGAGUCGGUGGACCGCAGGCACUGCUCCCUGAGCGGGGUCCCCGAGGAGAUCUACCGCUACAGCCGCAGCCUGGAGGAACUACUGCUGGACUCGAACCAGCUGCGGGAGCUGCCCAAGCCAUUUUUCAGGUUGUUAAACCUGCGCAAGCUGGGACUCAGUGAUAAUGAGAUCCAGAGGCUGCCUCCAGAGGUUGCUAACUUCAUGCAACUUGUUGAGCUCGACAUCUCUCGCAAUGAUAUCCCUGAGAUUCCUGAAAGUAUUAAAUUCUGCAAGUCUCUAGAAAUAGCUGAUUUCAGUGGGAACCCCCUUUCCAGGUUACCUGAUGGGUUCACCCAGCUCCGAAUCCUCGCACACCUCUCCCUCAAUGACGUCUCCCUACAGUCUCUGCCAAAUGACAUUGGGAACUUAGCCAACCUGGUGACACUGGAACUUCGCGAGAACCUGUUGAAGACACUGCCAACGUCCCUAUCUUUCCUGGUGAAGUUGGAAGAGUUAGACCUUGGUAGCAAUGAACUGGAAGUGCUGCCAGACACUCUUGGAGCUCUGCCAAAUUUACGUGAACUCUGGUUAGACAGGAACCAACUUACUGCGCUUCCCCCGGAGCUGGGAAACCUGAAACGCCUGGUGUGCCUCGAUGUUUCUGAAAACAAACUUGAGACGCUCCCCAAUGAGAUCAGUGGACUGGUGGCAUUGACUGACCUUCUCCUCUCCCAGAAUCCUCUGGAAUCCAUACCUGAUGGCAUUGGCCAGUUGAAGCAGUUGUCAAUUCUGAAGGUGGAUCAGAACCGGUUAACGGAGCUAACAGAGGCGGUGGGUGAAUGUAGCCAUCUGACAGAGCUCAUCCUGACAGAGAACCUGCUGACGACGCUCCCGAGAUCCAUUGGGAAACUGAAGAAACUGACCAACCUGAAUGUGGAUCGGAACCGCCUCCUGGAUUUACCAGCUGAACUGGGAGGUUGUGUGAGUUUAAACGUGCUGAGUCUCCGUGACAACCGGCUAACCCAUCUCCCACCUGAGCUGGCAAACGCUUCAGAGAUACACGUGCUGGAUGUGGCUGGGAACAGGCUAAUGAAUCUACCUUUUGCACUGACGAACCUCAAUCUGAAGGCCCUGUGGUUAGCUGAGAAUCAAUCUCAGCCGAUGCUCAAGUUCCAAACAGAGGAUGAUGAGAAAACUGGUGAGAAGGUCCUGACCUGCUACCUCCUGCCCCAGCAGCCGUCCCCCAGUCUGGAGAAUCUCUUGAAUGACAGCCUGGAUGAGGGGUGGACAGAGCCGAAUCUGAACCGGGUCAGUGUGAUCCAGUUCCAGGAGGAGCUGAAGGAUGAUGAGGAGAACGAGGAGGAGGCAGAGAGACGGGGUCGGUUACAACGCAGGGCGACCCCACACCCCAGUGAGUUGAAGGUGAUGAAACAGGCGAUUGAAGAAAGGAGGGGAGAAGCCCUGACUAUGAAGGCCCAGGAUCAACCUCCUUCACCUGAGUCACCCCAACCAUCGGAGAAGAGGCUGAGUACGACAUCAAACCAGAGCCAGGAGUCACAUCUGUCCAAUGGUGCAAUCCCCCUGGAACAGGAAGAAGCUGAAUUGAUGGAUGGACCAGCAGAGGAAGAAAUGGCAGUGGAGCAGAGCAGUGAGAUGAUGGAGGAGAAUGAGGAGCAAGAGGAAGAAGAGGAUGAAGAUGGAUACUUUGAGCCUAUGGUGCGUUUCACCGAAGACACUGUGAUUCGGGAAGAGGAGGAGGAAGGAACUGGUGAAGGCGAUUACAUUCCUGAGAAGCAAAGACUGAUUCGCAAAGACACCCCUCACUACAAGAAGCAGUUUAAGAUUAAUAAGCUACCUAAACCUGAGACAGUGCUGGCCAUGCUGCAGGGCCUGCCCAGCACUGAUCUCCCAGAUGAAGGUGACCAACUCACUAAGUCCAGCCCGUACAUGGAUGGGGACAUGGGCCCACUGGAGGAUUGCCUGGAGUUUAGAGAUGAAAGGCUUUCCCAGCCUCCUAUUAAGGGGGUCUCCUUUGAUCAAGUCAAUAAUCUGCUGAUCGAGCCUGCUCGAAUUGAGGAGGAAGAGCUAACACUAACAAUCCACCGUCAAACUGGUGGCCUGGGCAUCAGUAUCGCUGGAGGAAAAGGCUCCACCCCAUACAAGGGCGACGAUGAGGGCAUCUUCAUAUCCCGGGUUUCCGAGGAAGGGCCCGCAGCUCAGGCUGGAGUACGGGUUGGAGAUAAGCUGCUGCAGGUAAACGGUGUGGAGCUGCAUGAUGCAGAGCACCACCGAGCAGUGGAGGCACUGCGAAGCUCAGGGAGUUCAGUCACCAUGUCAAUACUACGGGAGAGGAUGGUGGAACCAGAGAAUGCCAUCACCGUGACCCCACUGCGCCCUGAGGAUGACUACGCCCCAAGGGACCGCCGCACAGGCCUGAGGUUCCCCGAGCCUCCUGAAAAUGGCCAUGUUCGGCUGCAGUUUACUACCUCACUGGCACGCAACGAGAAAGGCCUGGGCUUCAGCAUCGCUGGGGGCAAGGGAUCAACACCAUACAAAGCAGGAGACCCAGCGAUCUUUAUCUCGCGGUUAGCUGAUGGAGGAUCUGCGCACAGGGAUGGGAUCCUGCGAGUUGGAGAUCGGGUUAUCUCGAUCAAUGGGGUAGAGAUGGCAGAUGCCAGGCAUGAUCAGGCAGUAGCACUUCUUACGGGCACAGCACCCACCAUCACCAUGGUAGUCGAACGUGAGAUGUCAGGAUUAGUGAAAUCUGCAGAUGACGUGCUGACAGGAGAUGGCUCCCCGUCUCUGCAUCGAGCGAGGCCAUACUCUCCGCCUCCUGCUGGCCAGUCGCUGCAUGACGAUUACCGUGACCCCACGAUCGAGGAAACUGUCACCCGGUCUAACCAGCCGGCUGUCAACCUGCCCACCCCUGAGGAUUACCCUGUGGAGGAGAUUGUUCUGUUGAAGACAGGAGGCCCCCUGGGGCUCAGCAUUGUUGGAGGGAGUGACCAUGCCAGCCACCCGUUUGGUAUCCACGAGCCUGGUGUCUUCAUCUCCAAGGUUAUCGCCGAUGGCCUGGCAGCUCGAAAUGGCCUCCGGGUCGGUGACCGUAUUCUGGAAGUGAACGGUAUUGAUCUUCGCCACGCCACCCAUCAGGAGGCAGUGAUGGCUCUGCUAUCGAACCAACAGGAGAUCCGGCUGCUGGUACGCAGGGAUCCAGCUCCACCUGGGAUGCAGGAGAUCCAGAUUGAGAAGCUGCCUGGAGAGAAGUUGGGCAUCAGUAUCCGAGGAGGAGCCAAAGGCCAUGCCGGAAAUCCUUUUGAUUCGACAGAUGAGGGAAUCUUUAUCUCCAAGGUGAGUUCUAGUGGAGCAGCAGCUCGUGAUGGAAGGCUGCACGUGGGACUGAGGAUACUCGAGGUUAAUAACCACAGCCUGCUGGGAAUGACCCACACUGAAGCAGUACGCAUUCUGCGAGGAAUCGGAGACACCUUAACGAUACUGGUCUGUGAUGGCUUCGACCCUCGGGCAGCCCCUGCCAUAACCGCGGAGGCAUCUCCAGGGAUCAUUGUUAACCCUUUUGCUGCUGGAAUGGGCAGAAAGAACAGUAUGGAGAGCAUCUCAUCCAUUGACCGUGACAUGAGCCCUGAAGAACUGGAUAUUUUGCAGAAGGAAAUUGAGAUGGUCCGUGAGUCGUCAUUAUGGGAACAAGAGCAACUGCAGAAAGUGGAGAGAAUGCGAAGGGAGCAAGAAGAGGCGACACAGAGAUUGGAGCGAGAAACUGAGAGUUUCAGCACAGAGCCACUGAAAAUGGAUUACAGGACCUUGGCGGCACUCCCCAGCAGUGCCAUACAGAGGGUUAAUCGGGGGUUUACUGGACUGGCAGCGAUGGAGAUUCAGUGCAAUCAGCCAGUGGAGCAGGAAGUGGUCUCCUGUUGGAGACCGGGAACUGCCAGCGACCUGGGGCCUCUCAGUAAUAAGCAGCAUGUUACAGAAUCCAACCACGGGCACCUAGUGAUGGAAAAGAGCAGUGGGUGUAGGCUGCUGCCAGAAACCAGCAAGCAGGUGCCCAGCAGCCAGGAGCAGGAGGUUUUGGUUGACCUGCAGCCCAUUCCCUUCCACCAAAAUCCGUUUGUGGUGGCAAACAGGAAGGGCCGAGGGGACGCCGGGGAGUGCCCAGCAGGAGGAGCAUCUCCACGGGGCACGAGGGGCAACACCCGCCCCAGUAUCCAGACCAAGCCCGGGGUUAUCCACCCACUGCCCCGGGGGAGGCCGACAGUGGCUCCAACAUCGGCAGAUGGCAGGAACAGUCCGAACCCGUUCCACAGGCCAGAGGAGCUGCCACUACCACUGAAGGCGGAUUUCUUCACACAGAGAAUUAAACCCAAAUGGUCAGGCGAGGUACCAUCGGGCAGCCCGCUGGAGAGCCCCGAGCAGCGGACAUUCCGGGCCAGACAAAAAUACUUUGAAAUAGAUGUGAGACAGCAGGUAGCAGAGAGACCCAAGCGGGUGUCGCUGGUGGCAGAGGAUGAUCUGAGGAAGAUGAAGGAAGAGGAAGAGCGGAAGAUGCGGCACCGAGCUCCGGAUGUGGUGCUGGAUGAGGAGGAGGAGGAGGAGGGUGAAGAGAAGCGACUCUCCAGUGGGCAGGCCAGCGUGAGGAUCGAAGGUGUCGAGUACAAGAUGGAGCAGUUGCACAGAAGGAAUCCGGAAUCGCCAAGCACUGGAGCGUUACAGGUUGAUGGUCGGGGAGAGCAGCGAUCGAGUGAAGAAACGCGUCCCAACUCCAUGACUGGACUGUCCCCAGCGUACCCUGAGCCCGUGGCACCCAUCCGCACGGCCAAGGCAGAGAGACGCUAUCAGGAGAGGAUGCGGAUGCAGAGCCCAGACCUGCCUGGGGCACGGGAUAAGGAGCUGUCUCCCGCUGAGCGGAGAGCACUCGAGGCUGAGAAACGAGCCAUGUGGAGGGCUGCAAGGCACCAAGCCCUGGAGGAUGAUCUCCGGCAGUACGAGCAGGAGCGGGCUCACCGUCUUUACCGGUCCCUGCAGCGGGCAGCUGACGGACUGAGCCUCGGUCAGGGCUCCCGUCUGAAACCACUUCCACUGGUCAGGCAAGAGCCCCUGUCCACUGCCAUCAGGAUGAAGUCCCUCGAGCAGGAUGCACUCAGAGCACAGAUGGUCAUCGCCAAAUCAAAGGAGCCGAAGAAACGCAGCCCACUCGACCAACUCUCCGAGUCCCCCUCUCCCGCUGCCACCCCCCCCCCCCCACCCCGCUGGAUGGUACAUCACAGCCCUCGCAGCGUCACAUCACCUGGGAGGCUGUCCUGGUCAGAAAAGAAGUUUGAUUACCGACAGUUUGCAGCUAUCCCAUCUUCUAAACCAGUUUACGAUAUCCAGUCCCCAGACUUCAUGGAUGACCUCAUGUACGUGGAUGAUGGCAGCACUUCAGUCGCCCGGCCUGGUGAGGACAGCGAGGAGAUGGGGGAUAACUGCCGGUUACCAGCGCUGGACACACUGGGCAGUGCCACCAUCUACAGCCACAAACAUUCAUUACAGCAAAGUGCUGAGAGCAUUGUGCCAACGUGAGAUCAACCCUGGCAAAAGGACACUUCACCCUCCCAGCACCAAGUGCCCUCGCUCACACUUCAUAUCUUACAGACUCUGUGUUCUUUUCUGUUUU
Molecule: messenger RNA, 6063 nt
Organism: Hemiscyllium ocellatum (epaulette shark)
Lineage: Eukaryota; Metazoa; Chordata; Chondrichthyes; Orectolobiformes; Hemiscylliidae
Gene: scrib
Product: scribble planar cell polarity protein
Exons: 42
Coding region: 372-5969 (1865 amino acids)
Biological process (GO): neurotransmitter receptor transport postsynaptic membrane to endosome; neurotransmitter receptor transport, endosome to postsynaptic membrane
Cellular component (GO): postsynaptic density; postsynaptic membrane; adherens junction
Molecular function (GO): protein binding
Source: RefSeq, a predicted model, not a curated record